AUGGGCAACGAUGCCCUUCCCGCACCACCCAACAUGGACACCGUCAACAUCAACCACAACAUAACAGCCCCCUCUGCCCCAGGAACCCCUCUCCCUCGGAACAGCACCACCGUCACAACAACCAGAGGAGGGGGCCCGAUCGUCUCCUCCCGAAUGCAGUACCGCUCCCGCCCUGUUUCCGUGGCCGUCGACCCAGUCUCGCUGGUGAUAUCCGAGUGCAUAGCAAUCACGUCGGCCAUCCAGAAGCACGCCCGGUCCCCGCACUCGUCCGUGUCGGCCAUUCUAGGAGGGAGCCCCAACCUCAUCCAGCUCGUCCCCCCGCCGUCUCCCUCGUCCAGAGCGAGAAGCAAGUCCACCGCUGGCCAGCAGCAGCAACAGCAAGACGCGAACGAGCUGGCAACAAACAGAUGGGGUCUGAGAGGGAAAAAAGGAAAGUCAUUGGCGGACAACCCCCUUAUUGCGGGUUUCGGACGGCUUCGUCAGGAGCUGGCGGGGGUGAAGGACAUUCACCGGUUUGAUUCCCUCGUGCUGCUGUAUCCCUUCUUGCACAUUAUACAGACCAAGGGGACGGCGGCGCCGGUGACUGUGCUUGCGCUGAGGGCUAUUCAAAAGUUUUUGGCGUAUGGGUUUGUCGCGCCGGUGAGCCCGAGAUUCGCGCUUGCGAUGCAGAGCUUGAGCGCGGCGAUUACGCAUUGUCAGUUUGAUAUUAGUGAUCCGGCGCAGGAGGAGGUGGUGCUGUUGAUGAUUUUGCAUUUGAUGGAGGAUAUGCUUAGUGGGCCGGGGGGGGAUAUUGUGAGUGAUGAGAGUGUUUGUGAUAUGAUGGGGAGGGGGUUGACGAUUUGCAGCCGGCCGAGGUUUUCCGAGGUGCUGAGACGGACGGCGGAGGCGAGUAUGGUGAGGAUGGUGCAGAUUAUUUUUGAGGAUUUGAAGCAUUUGGAGGUUGAGGCGGAGGAGGAUGGGGAGGGGGGGCUGGAGGGAAAGAUGGGGGGGGAUGAUGGGGUGAAGAUGGAGACUGGGGGUGAGGGGACGGGGAGUGAGGAGGCUGUGGGGGUUUUGGAGAAGGGGGAGGAGGGGGAGGUAUCGGUUGAGGGGGGUGAUGGGGUGGUUGAGGGAGAAGGGGGUGAGACGACUGAGAAGACGGCUUUGUUGGAGACGUCGGCGGUUGAUGAGCCGAGGCUUUCAUCGAGUUCGGAAAAGGCGAGCAGUACUGAGGAAACGGCUGCUGCUGGAGAACAGGGGAGGCCGAGUACGAGUUCUAACACGGAAAUCAGCUCUGAGUCGUUUGACCUACGGCCUUAUUCGUUACCAUCGGUCCGCGAGCUUUUCAGGGUGCUGGUUAGCUUCUUGGACCCUCAUGACCGCCGCCAUCCCGAUCAAAUGAGAGUCAUGGCUCUCAGGAUCAUCCACGUGGCGCUUGAGGUGGCAGGGCCAUCGAUUGCGAGGCACCCAGCGCUUGCGGCGAUUGCAGAGGAUCAGCUGUGCUGCUAUCUCUUCCAGCUUGUACGCUCCGAUAAUAUGGCCGUGCUGCAGGAAGCGUUGAUUGUGGCCAGCACCCUUCUUUCCACCUGCAGACAUGUUCUAAAGCUUCAGCAGGAGCUGUACCUGUCUUACUUGGUCGCUUGCCUUCAUCCGGCGGUGGAGAUCCCUCGAGAGCCAGGCAUUGACCCCAGUCUUUAUUCGGGCAUCCCACAGUCGCCAAAGUUGGUCAAACCACCACCAUCGCAACAAGGUAGUGGCCGUUCUACGCCUGUUCCAGUCAAGGACCGCCAAAAGUUGGGGCUGGAAGGGGGCGCGCGCAAACCAGAUGCCAGACAGGCCAUGGUUGAGAAUAUUGGAGUGCUGGCUCGCAUGCCUACCUUUAUGGUGGAUCUGUUUGUCAACUAUGACUGCGAUGAGGACAGGGCUGAUCUGUGUGAGGACAUGAUCGGUCUGUUGUCAAGAAAUGCGCUCCCAGACUCGGCUACUUGGAGCACGACAAGCGUGCCACCUCUCUGUUUGGAUGCGCUACUUCGCUUCAUCCAGUACAUUGCAGAAAGACUUGACCAGACCCCUGAAACAGAGGGCUAUCCCGACCCGGAAGUACUCAGAGAAAAAAGGCGAAGGAAAAAGCUCAUCAUCAAGGGCGCAAACAAGUUCAACGAAAAUCCAAAGGGCGGCUUGGCAUAUCUCCAGGAAAAAGGGAUCAUUGCCGAUGCUAAAGACCCAGUCUGUGUGGCCAAGUUCUUGUCGGGUACGACAAGAGUCAACAAGAAGCAGCUUGGCGAGUUCCUCACCAAGAGAGGCAACGAGGCUAUUCUAGAUGCGUUUAUGGACCAGUUUGACUUCUCUGGAAAGAGAGCAGACGAGGCGCUGCGCAUGAUGCUGGGAACUUUCCGCCUGCCUGGCGAAGCGCCUCUGAUUGAGAGGGUGGUUGUUUCAUUCUCGGAGAAGUACUUCAAGUCGGAGCCUGAGGGCAUCGCAGACCAGGACUCGGUCUAUGUCCUCUCCUACGCGAUUAUCAUGCUGAAUACGGACCAGCAUAAUCCAACCAUCAAGAAAGAAGCUCGCAUGAACGAGGCGGCCUUUGCGAGGAACUUGCGGGGUGUCAAUGGCGGGAAGGAUUUCCCUCCGGAGUACAUCCAUGACAUCUUCCACGCCAUCAGCACGAACGAGAUCAUCCUGCCUUCUGAGCAUGACAACAAGCAUGCGUUUGACUAUGCCUGGAAGGAGCUGCUUCUCAAGUCUGACUCGGCCGGGCCGCUGGUGUUGUGCGAUACGAACAUUUAUGAUGCCGACAUGUUUGCCACGACGUGGAACGCGAUUGUGUCGUGUUUGUUUUUUGUUUUCAUGUCGGCGACGGAUGAUACGGUUUAUGCGAGGGUGAUUACCGGGUUCGAUGAGUGCGCAAGGAUCGCGACCAAGUACGGAAAUAGCGAGGCGCUGGAUGAGAUUGUGUAUCGGUUGGGCUAUAUCUCGACUCUGAGCAGUGAGGGAGGGUCGAAUACGACGCUUAAUACCGAGGUGCAGGUUGGGGAGAAUAGUGUUAUGGUGAGUGAGCUGGCGGUCAAGUUUGGGAGGGAUGUGAGGCCGCAGUUGGCGACGUUGGUGUUGUUUAGGGUUGUUACUGGGAGUGAGCCGGUGAUCAAGAAGAGCUGGAAGCAUAUCAUUCGGAUAUGGCUCAACUUGUUUGUCAACUCGCUUAUACCGCCGUUCUUCUCGACAGAAGCGGAUAAGCUCUCGCUGCCGCCUAUUCCUCUGCAGCCGCCAUCUCAGGUCAUUGAUCGGGGUGCCAAGCAGAACGAGACAGGCUUCUUCUCGGCAUUCACCUCGUAUAUCUCAAGCUAUGCGGCCGAUGACCCGCCUGAACCUUCAGAUGAGGAAUUGGAGAGCACGCUCUGCACUGUCGACUGCGUCAACCAGUGUCACAUGGGGGAUGUGUUUGCCAAUGUCUCGAGCCUACCAAGUCACAAUCUUGAAGCACUGGUAGAUUCUUUGCUGGCACAAAUUCCAGAAGACAAUGGGUCGACCGUCAUCACUGUCAAGGCCGAGAAUAUCCCACCGUCUGGAACUAACGGACAGAAACCUCGUCAGACCACCGCCGUCUACGACCCGGGGUUGGUAUACAUCUUGGAGUUCUGCACAGUCCUCGCCCUUCGUGAUGAGACCACCAUCGAGGUUCUCGGCAAGCGGGUCGUGGAAGCUAUCCAGGAGAUCCUGAGAGAUGUUCCUCGGUACCACCCUGUCCUCAUCGAGAGAGCCACCUUCUACCUCUUCAACCUCCUCCAAGCAAGCUACGACUUUGACUACGUCCGCGUUCCCAUCCUCCUUCACACCGUCUCCAGCUUCCCCAAAGACACUCUCAUAAAGACGUCUGGUCUCGUUCUCCGCGGCCUAAAGCUCUGCAUCGAAAAGCCAUGCCCUCUCCGAAACGAGAUGAUGACCUCACCCGACUUUUGGGUCAUCCUCCAGACCCUCGCCACCAACCCAGACUCAGCAGAGGCCGUCUUUGAGAUUCUGGAGAAGGGUGUUAUCAACAGCAACCCCUCGGCAAUCAUGGCGGACAACUACGAGGCGUCUCUCUCGUUGCUCAACGAAUAUGCCAGCAUGGCGAGCGUCGGCGCGGUAGCAGAGCAGCAAAACGACCGCAAGGUCAAGGGCCGCAAAUUCAUUGCCAAGAAGCUUGAGAAACCAAGCGACAACAAGGUUGUCGAAAGGGGCGUUAGGGCACUGGAGGGAAUCUACAAGCUCACGUCUCGCAUCCCCGGUCUCAUGUCCCAGAGUCAUCUAGAGAGCAGGGAGGCGUGGUCGGCGUAUUGGCUUCCUGUUUUCCAGGCCCUAACAACGCAGUGCACGAACCCCUGUCGGGAAAUUAGACAUUUGGCGUUUUCUAGCCUGCAGAGGACGCUGCUCAGCCCAGAUCUGACGUCCCAGGAGGAGCAUGAUGAGUGGACGGCGAUUUUCGGGGAGGUGCUGUUCCCGCUUAUCUUGAGGCUGUUGAAGCCGGAGGUUUUCAGCUCGGAUCGGGACGGGAUGAGCGAGACGAGGGUGCAGGCUGCGAGCUUGCUGAGCAAAGUUUUCUUGCAGUAUUUGGUCAUGCUGAGCGAGUGGGAGGGGCUGUUGGGGUUGUGGGUGAGGAUUAUUGAGAUUAUGGACCGGUUGAUGAAUAGUGGGCAGGGGGAUAGUUUGGAGGAGGCUGUUCCGGAGAAUUUGAAGAAUGUGUUGCUUAUUAUGGCGAGUAAUGGGUACUUGGUGCCGCCGAGCAAGAAGCCCGAGAGGGAGGAGCUGUGGAACGAGACGUGGAAGAGGAUUGAUAGGUUUCUGCCGGGGUUGAGGGCGGAUUUGGCGCUGGAUGUGCCUGAGGAGGUGGUGCCGGCGGCUAGGGGGGAGCAGCAGGCGGUGCAGCCUCAAGGGGAGGAGGGGAAGGUGGAAGGGGCGGCGGCGUGA
Podospora anserina S mat+ is the source of this 4923-nucleotide messenger RNA. RefSeq lists its product as uncharacterized. Gene Ontology annotation, biological process: regulation of ARF protein signal transduction. The record is from RefSeq and is a predicted model, not a curated record. The coding region runs from base 1 to 4923 and encodes 1640 amino acids. Lineage: Eukaryota; Fungi; Ascomycota; Sordariomycetes; Sordariales; Podosporaceae. Gene Ontology annotation, molecular function: guanyl-nucleotide exchange factor activity. The transcript is spliced from 3 exons.